Molecule: messenger RNA, 1522 nt
Organism: Eruca vesicaria subsp. sativa (arugula)
Lineage: Eukaryota; Viridiplantae; Streptophyta; Magnoliopsida; Brassicales; Brassicaceae
Source: the annotation of a GenBank genome assembly
GGAACUGAAACGUCGUCGCUUGGGCCGAUUCGAACAAGAAAGUGGUUCUCUGGUCCACAUGCCCCAACAACAAAUGGAGCUGUCUUCUGCGUCCGCCAUGUUUGGUCAAUCCUCCUCCUCCUCUCAGCUUCUGAAACCUAAGCUCGGUUUUACGGUUUCGCUUCCUCGGAGAGCAUCGAUCCUUUCUUCUUCUUCUUCGUCUCUUCGAUUCUUGCGGAUGGAAUCUCAAUCUCAGCCUCCUCACUCUAUCUCCUGCGCUUCUUCACCCAGCAACAACGUUUCUCAGGAGACUUCAUCUCUCUCUAUUGAACCAGCUCGAGUUGGAGAAGUGAAGAGAGUAACAAAGGAGACGAAUGUGUCAGUAAAGAUUAAUUUGGAUGGCACUGGUGUUGCUGAUAGUUCCACUGGAAUCCCUUUUCUUGACCAUAUGUUGGAUCAACUUGCUUCACAUGGGUUGUUUGAUGUUCACGUAAGAGCUACUGGUGACGUUCACAUCGAUGACCAUCACACUAAUGAAGAUAUAGCUCUUGCCAUUGGAACCGCUCUUUUAAAGGCGCUUGGUGAGCGUAAAGGGAUUAAUAGGUUUGGUGACUUCACAGCUCCUCUAGAUGAAGCGCUUAUUCAUGUUUCCCUGGACUUGUCUGGUAGACCAUAUCUUGGUUACAACUUGGAGAUUCCAACCCAGAGAGUUGGGAACUAUGACACUCAGUUGGUGGAACACUUUUUCCAGUCAUUGGUGAAUACUUCCGGUAUGACACUUCACAUCCGUCAGCUUGCCGGUAAAAACUCGCAUCACAUAAUAGAGGCGACCUUUAAGGCCUUUGCCAGGGCUCUGCGACAAGCAACUGAGAGUGAUCCUCGCCGUGGUGGGACCAUACCAAGUUCAAAAGGAGUCUUGUCACGGUCCUGAGAGCUGAGCAAUCACAAGAAAGCUCCUGGAGUCACUCUUUUAAGCAAGGGUGAAGAAUAGAGUGGAGAUCACACACUUAAGAAGAUGGUGGGCUUCAACUUUAUGAUUGAAUCUGUUGAUGAAAGAAUGUAUUGUAUUGCUCUAUCAAACUCAGAAACUUGCUGCAAAGACUUGGUAGUUUGCUAGAGAAGCAUCGUCGGUAGUUAACGGCUAAUAAAUGCGGCAACAGUCAACUGUUAAACCAGAUAAUGUUUCCAACAAAGAAAAUCCGAAACCCUAGUUUAAUCUCUCGAUCAGAUUUUUCAAAUCCUCGGUUUGAUUUGGUUGCGUUAAAGAAAUUGUUUUAGGGUUUUGUUAAGCGGAUUUAUGAGACCCUUAGUUACCGUUUGCUUUGGCUGGAGAAGACUCUUAUCGCCUUGUUCUUGAUGGUUUCUUGAUAAGUCGGUUGUGUUGUAGAUUGCUAAAAGAACAUGUAGAAAGUAAUAGAGGAGAUUAAAAUAGCUUGGAAUACUUUUGUUUGAUUGGUAUGGUAACUUCUUCACAAUAUUGUACUUAGGCUUUACAUGCUUUGGUGGUUGUGAUUUAACUAAAUGUGUAGUAUUCCUCCUCAUU